Molecule: messenger RNA, 6829 nt
Organism: Coregonus sp. 'balchen'
Lineage: Eukaryota; Metazoa; Chordata; Actinopteri; Salmoniformes; Salmonidae
Source: the annotation of a GenBank genome assembly
AUGCCCAGGACUAGCUGGAGAGGAGGUACAUCUGUAAGAAAGAGGAGCACAGAGCUCUGGAGAUGCAGAACUACAUGGGCCUCGCCAGGAACACAGGCCAGUUCAACUGAUGUACAGUAUCUUAUUGUGUGUGAGGAGGUUGAGUUAAACAGUACAUGUCUGCCUGACUCACUGUCACGAUCGUUGAGAGAUGGGUCAGACCAAGGUGCAGCGUGGUAUGCGUACAUAUUUAUUAAUGACGAUAAACACUUGACAAAACAACAAAAGCAACGUAACGUGAAGCUCAAACAAUGGCUACACACUAACAAGCCAAACACGAGUCAAGAUCCCACAACUAAGGUAGGCAACAUGGCUACCUAAGUAUGAUCCCCAAUCAGAGACAACGAGCGACAGCUGCCUCUGAUUGGGAAUCACACCCGGCCAAACAUAGAAAUACACAUUCUAAACAUAGAAUCUAAUAACAUAGAUCUCAACCUGAACUCACACCCUGACCCAACCAACAAGAGUUCUCUAGGUCAGGGCGUGACACUCACACUAGGGCCAACCAGAACCGUACUGUGCUGGCUCGGCUGUUUUCUUUUCACGUAGACCUUUCCAGCACUUUUCCAACAACAAUGGUAGAUGUAUAACCAGGUCAGUACAGUACAGCUUGGCUUUGCACAGUUUUGCCCUAUAGUGUGAAUUAGGCAGUUCUGUCUGAAAGCAGAAACAGACUGACACCCAGGCUAGGUUUGUGUAGAAUUCAGCAUAAUGCCAGGGAUAUUUUAUGCAUAUUAUUGCUUAUUUUGUGUGUAUGAAGUAUCUUAGUCACUUUAAUAAUGUUUACAUAUCUUGCAUUACACAUUACACAUUUCAUAUGUAUAUACUGUAUUCUAUACCAUUCUACUGUAUCUUAGUCCAUGCCGCUAUGAUAUCGCUCGUCCAUAUAUGUAUAUAUUCUUAAUUAAUUCCUUACUUAGAUUUGUGUGUAUUGGGUAUAUGUUGUGAAAUUGUUAGAUAUCACUUGUUAGAUAUUACUGCACUGUCGGAGCUAGAAGCACAAGCAUUUCGCUACACCCGCAAUAACAUCUGCUAAACACAUGUAUGUGACCAAUAACAUUUGAUUUAAUUUGAUAUUCAGGAUAGGGAUGCACCUAGGGGACAUUAAAGGGCUGAUUCACAGGAACGUGUGUGAGCAACGCCUCUCCCCUCCCCUCCCCACUCAUCCUCCACCCCCACACCCCCGUCACUGUGUGGGGAGCCCAGUUCCCCGGGUCUGCUCACCCCCUCACCUCCACCACCCCUGCAUGAGGUAACGUAACACACUCACUCACUUACUUCCUGCAUCAACAUGUGUUCUGUGAAGCAGUAGUCCUGAUCCAUGUUAGAGGGGUUUGUGUGAGCAACAUGAGAAAUGGACGUUGACCAAUGCAGCAGUAGUCCUGAUGAACAGGGCUGCAUUUCAUUCCCAAAAGUUGCGUUCUCCCUUCUGCCACCGUUCACUCCCCCUCACAGAUCUGAUAGGACUGAGUAAGUGAAAGCAAUAUCAUGUAAACUAGGAGGAGCUAUUGACUAACCUAUCAACACAUCUGGGGAGGGGACAACUUGUUAGAGUGAAAUGCAGCCCAAGUCCUUGUUUUGUAAGUGGAUGCGUGUCUUGCUCUCUCAUUGAAUGACAAUCAUUUCCGUGGCUCAUGUUUUCACAGUGAGGACAGUCAGGACAUGCUAGCUGCUCAAAGUGUGUGUGUGUGUGUGUGUGUGUGCGUGUGUGUUGUCUAAUGAAUCUCUCUUUGGUCAGGGUCUCACGUUCCAGGAUCCAGGCCCCUGUUUUUAACACUGGGGGUUUGAGCCAGAGGAGAGGGAGGAAGAGCAGGAGUAUGAUGAAGAAGCCAGUGAGGUCCAUGGACAUGAUGGUUUAGACCAGCGCUGCGAUCUCACACCUGCUGACCCCCUACUGAACAGUACUGGACACAGCAGCGUCAGUCUACCGUACACAUCCCACUUCUUUGAGUUUCUCUAUAUGCCUUUUACAUUCUUCACUGUUUAGUGUUAAUCAUCUACAGUGGGGGAAAAAAGUAUUUAGUCAGCCACCAAUUGUGCAAGUUCUCCCACUUAAAAAGAUGAGAGAGGCCUGUAAUUUUCAUCAUAGGUACACGUCAACUAUGACAGACAAAAUGAGAAAAGAAAAUCCAGAAAAUCACAUUGUAGGAUUUUUAAUGAAUUUAUUUGCAAAUUAUGGUGGAAAAUAAGUAUUUGGUCACCUACAAACAAGCAAGAUUUCUGGCUCUCACAGACCUGUAACUUCUUCUUUAAGAGGCUCCUCUUCCUCCACUCGUUACCUGUAUUAAUGGCACCUGUUUGAACUUGUUAUCAGUAUGAAAGACACCUGUCCACAACCUCAAACAGUCACACUCCAAACUCCACUAUGGCCAAGACCAAAGAGCUGUCAAAGGACACCAGAAACAAAAUUGUAGACCUGCACCAGGCUGGGAAGACUGAAUCUGCAGUAGGUAAGCAGCUUGGUUUGAAGAAAUCAACUGUGGGAGCAAUUAUUAGUAAAUGGAAGACAUACAAGACCACUGAUAAUCUCCCUCGAUCUGGGGCUCCACGCAAGAUCUCACCCCGUGGGGUCAAAAUGAUCACAAGAACGGUGAGCAAAAAUCCCAGAACCACACGGGGGGACCUAGUGAAUGACCUGCAGAGAGACACACUACGCCGCCAGGGACUCAAAUCCUGCAGUGCCAGACGUGUCCCCCUGCUUAAGCCAGUACAUGUCCAGGCCCGUCUGAAGUUUGCUAGAGUGCAUUUGGAUGAUCCAGAAGAGGAUUGGGAGAAUGUCAUAUGGUCAGAUGAAACCAAAAUAUAACUUUUUGGUAAAAACUCAACUCGUCGUGUUUGGAGGACAAAGAAUGCUGAGUUGCAUCCAAAGAACACCAUACCUACUGUGAAGCAUGGGGGUGGAAACAUCAUGCUUUGGGGCUGUUUUUCUGCAAAGGGACCAGGACGACUGAUCCGUGUAAAGGAAAGAAUGAAUGGGGCCAUGUAUCGUGAGAUUUUGAGUGAAAACCUCCUUCCAUCAGCAAGGGCAUUGAAGAUGAAACGUGGCUGGGUCUUUCAGCAUGACAAUGAUCCCAAACACACCGCCCGGGCAACGAAGGUGUGGCUUCGUAAGAAGCAUUUCAAGGUCCUGGAGUGGCCUAGCCAGUCUCCAGAUCUCAACCCCAUAGAAAAUCUUUGGAGGGAGUUGAAAGUCUGUGUUGCCCAGCGACAGCCCCAAAACAUCACUGCUCUAGAGGAGAUCUGCAUGGAGGAAUGGGCCAAAAUAACAGCAACAGUGUGUGAAAACCUUGUGAAGACUUACAGAAAACAUUUGACCUGUGUCAUUGCCAACAAAGAGUAUAUAACAAAGUAUUGAGAAACUUUUGUUAUUGACCAAAUACUUAUUUUCCACCAUAAUUUGCAAAUAAAUUCAUUAAAAAUCCUACAAUGUGAUUUUCUGGAUUUGUUUUCCUCAUUUUGUCUGUCAUAGUUGACGUGUACCUAUGAUGAAAAUUACAGGCCUCUCUCAUCUUUUUAAGUGGGAGAACUUGCACAAUUGUUGGCUGACUAAAUACUUUUUUUCCCCACUGUACAUUCCUGUAAUACUACACUGUGUACCAUUUACAUACUUGUUUUUAUGCCUCAUGGCCCUAAGUAGAAAUCCUGUCUAGGGGAGUGAUAUUAUCUCUAUUUUCCAUGACAUUGACAUGAAUCGCAAGUUACUGUACAUUCAGAUAUUCUGAUAAUCAUCUGUGGACCGUUGAUGGAUGAUGUAAGUGGAUAGUAUGUGCAUGCUUGUAUGCCCCUGUCCACACGUGUGUGUGUGUGUGUGCAUGCGUGCGUGUGUGUCCGUGCGUGUGCGUUCACACGUGUACAUGUUCAUGUGUGCUGAUAGCAGGCAUGCUCCCGGCCCUCCCAUGGGAGAUUUUGUUACAUCCAGGUACAGAGGUAGUGGUGGGUUUCGUAAAGAGUAGGAAAAGUUUGUUUUAGUCUCUGUGUUUCUCUCUGUUCCCCCUGAGGCUUUCACAAGCUCUCUGGAGAAACAUCACCAACACAGAGGAAGAGGAGGAGGAAGAAGAGGAGAGGAGCUCGGGUUUAUCUGAGGGGAUAGCUCAUGAUAGGGUUCUGGAGUAUUUGGCUCGCCAGAACCCGGUAUCGCAAGAUAUCCUUUCCCCCUUCUGAUAACCAGGUGGCGAAUCGCAUCUCUGCAUGUCUGGCAGACAUAUCAGUAUGGAUGACGGAUCACCACCUCAAGCUGAACCCUGGCAAGACGGAGCUGCUCUUCCUCCCGGGGAAGGACUGCCCGUUCCAUGAUCUCGCCAUCACGGUUGACAACUCCGUUGUGUCCUCCUCCCAGAGUGCGAAGAGCCUUGGCGUGACCCUGGACAACACCCUGUCGUUCUCCGCUAACAUCAAGGCGGUGACCCGCUCCUGCAGGUUCAUGCUCUACAACAUUCGGAGAGUACGACCCUGCCUUACACAGGAAGCGGCACAGGUCCUAAUCCAGGCACUUGUCAUCUCCCGUCUGGAUUACUGCAACUCGCUGUUGGCUGGCCUCCCUGCCUGUGCCAUUAAACCCCUACAACUCAUCCAGAAUGCCGCAGCCCGUCUGGUGUUCAACCUUCCCAAGUUCUCUCACGUCACCCCCCUCCUCCGCACACUCCACUGGCUUCCAGUUGAAGCUCGCAUCCGUUACAAGACCAUGGUGCUUGCCUAUGGAGCAGUGAGGGGAACGGCACCUCUGUACCUUCGGGCUCUGAUCAGUCCCUACACCCAAACGAGGGCAUUGCGUUCAUCCACCUCUGGCCUGCUGGCUCCCCUUCCUCUGCGGAAGCAUAGUUCCCGCUCAGCCCAGUCAAAACUGUUCGCUGCUCUGGCACCCCAAUGGUGGAACAAGCUCCCUCACGACGCCAGGACAGCGGAGUCACUCACCACCUUCCGGAGACAUUUGAAACCCCACCUCUUUAAGGAAUACCUGGGAUAGGAUAAAGUAAUCCUUCUACCCCCCCCCCAAAAAAAAUGUGUAAAGUGGUUAUCCCACUGGCUAUAGGGUGAAUGCACCAAUUUGUGAGUCGCUCUGGAUAAGAGCAUCUGCUAAAUGACGUAAAUGUGCCCUUGAGCAAGGCACUUAACCCUAAUUGCUCCUGUAAGUCGCUCUGGAUAAGAGCGUCUGCUAAAUGACUAAAAUGUAAAAAAUGUAAAUGUAAUAGACUAUGGACGCCUGACAGGUUAGUGUUUUGGUAUUUCAGUGUACUGGACUAGCUAAGUAAACAAGCUAACCAAUUCAAUAUUCACCUCAACACUUCCCUCUUUUGUCUAUAAUGUAUCACGUGUGCAUAAUGAACGAACCACACAACUAAUCCCCACAGCUGUGGUUAUAUGGUGUGGUGAUUUCAUCAAUACAAUAGUAAGACAUGAUGCACUGUCUCUAUCUAAGUCCUAUUGCACAACUGACAUGCUACAUAUGAAAGGUGUACGAUUUGGUAAAGUAUUUCCAAAUGAACAUCUAAAACGUGGAUUUAGACAAUGUCUUCAUCCUGGUAUUGUGUUGUUGUUGUUGUUGUUGUUACUGUAGCCUGCAGCAGAGUCCCCUGAACCCAGACAGUGAGUGUAAUCUGGGAGGUAGUGGGAGUCUGACUUGUCUCCUGCUCCUCUGAUGUUAUGACCAGUCCCAGACCCUCACCACAUCCCAGGUUAGUGACAAUACAUUUACUAAUUCCCUAACUGGCACAGAUGGCUGUACUAUGGGUAAUACAGCUUACUACUUCCUGAGUGUUGGAAGUGACGCUGAUGUUUGGGGUUCUUUCUGGGAUGUAGAGGAUGGUGACUCCUGAAACAGACAGUGGGUUUGGGAGCUCUGAUUUGAGUCGUCCAGCCACAGGACUUUCCCAACCAAAACUUGAUACAGAAAGGUCCAGGUACAUACAUACCUGGAGUGAGACAAGCUAUCUGAGUGGACAGGAAUGUGUUAAUAAUUCAACUGGGUGAAAUUCAUGUUAUUGUUUUUAUCACCCAUCCUCAGGCUCCAGUUCCAGUGUGAUGGGACCGCCAGUCCUGUGAGUGACAGUGAAGGCUCCUGCUCCAGUGUGAUGGGACCGCCAGUCCUGUGAGUGACAGUGAAGGCUCCUGCUCCAAUGUGAUGGGACCGCCAGUCCUGUGAGUGACAGUGAAGGCUCCUGCUCCAGUGUGAUGAGACCGCCAGUCCUGUGAGUGACAGUGAAGGCUCCUGCUCCAGUGUGAUGGGACCGCCAGUCCUGUGAGUGACAGUGAAGGCUCCUGCUCCAGUGUGAUGGGACCGCCAGUCCUGUGAGUGACAGUGAAGGCUCCUGCUCCAGUGUGAUGGGACCGCCAGUCCUGUGAGUGACAGUGAAGGCUCCUGCUCCAGUGUGAUGGGACCGCCAGUCCUGUGAGUGACAGUGAAGGCUCCUGCUCCAGUGUGAUGGGACCGCCAGUCCUGUGAGUGACAGUGAAGGCUCCUGCUCCAGUGUGAUGGGACCGCCAGUCCUGUGAGUGACAGUGAAGGCUCCUGCUCCAGUGUGAUGGGACCGCCAGUCCUGUGAGUGACAGUGAAGGCUCCUGCUCCAGUGUGAUGGGACCGCCAGUCCUGUGAGUGACAGUGAAGGCUCCUGCUCCAGUGUGAUGGGACCGCCAGUCCUGUGAGUGACAGUGAAGGCUCCUGCUCCAGUGUGAUGGGACCGCCAGUCCUGUGAGUAUGAGUGACAGUGAAGGCUCCUGCUCCAACCUGCAGACAACGGUCCAUGCAGCUGGGGAUAUUGGAGAGAGGAGACCCAGCCUGCAGAUGCCUCUUUAG